Messenger RNA from Fraxinus pennsylvanica, 1290 nucleotides. The record is from the annotation of a GenBank genome assembly. Lineage: Eukaryota; Viridiplantae; Streptophyta; Magnoliopsida; Lamiales; Oleaceae.
AUGGGUGCUUCUGGGAACUGGAUUAAAUCACUCAUUAGUCUGAAAAGGCCUGGAUCAAAUGACCCUGAGAAGGAAGGCGGUAAGGGCAGGAGGUGGAAGCUGUGGAGGAGUGCAUCUGGAGGCAUUACAAUGGCGUCAAAGGGUGUUAAAGGACAGGGAAACUUAGCAGAGUCCGAGGUUUCUGAAUCAUCUUCGUAUGUAUUUGAUGGCGAAAUGGCUGCUGCUGUGGCUACUGUAGUCAGAGCUCCACACAAGGAAUUCAUGGUGGUUAGACAAGAAUGGGCUGCUGUUCGAAUUCAGUCUAUGUUUCGAGCUUUUCUGGCGAAGCGUGCUUUAAGGGCGUUGAGAGCAUUGGUUAGACUACAAGCUAUUGUUCGUGGUCGACUGGUUAGGAAGCAAGCCGAUAUAACGCUUAGAUGCAUGCAGGCUCUCGUUAGAGUUCAGGCACGAGUUAGGUCUCAUUGCAAUCAAACAUCGGUCGAGGGGGAGGUCACAAAGACUCAUGCUGAAGCUGAUCCUAUUAAGCAGGCCGAGAGUGGAUGGUGUGAUAGUCUUGGGACAGUCAAAGAGGUGAGGUCUAAGGUACAAAUGAAACAAGAAGGAGCCAUUAAGAGGGAGAGGGCAAUGGCAUAUGUCCUUUCUCAUCAAUUAAGAGAAAAGCCCGUCUCAAAUUCGGGAACGAACAAAAUGGCUACUCCAAGAAAGAUGGAUGAGAACAGUUCAAGACAUGAUUGGUUAGACCGGUGGAUGGCAACGAAGCCAUGGGAGACUAGGUUGAUGGAAGAACUCAAUAACGACUCAUCAGACACAACACCAAUUUCUAAUAGAUACAAAGAUCGUGAUGUUGGAUCGCUUUCUAGUUCGCCGGGUCUUGAUUCAGUGAGAAUCAGGUGCAAUAACAUUUCUACGAAAAAAUCCUCAAGAGUUCCAAUAAGUAGUCAAAUUACUUGCACCCCUUCUGAUCAAUGUGCUGAAUAUUUUCCCUAUGGUGAGAGUUCAACGUCAAAUUCAUCCACAACUACUUCUGAGGGACAAGGCACUAAUCCCAGCUACAUGGGUUUAACAAAAUCGAUCAAGGCUAAGCAGAAACCACAUGCUUGUUUGUCAAACGCUCAUAAUAUGCAGAGGCGUUCUUCUGCGGAUUCCCGAUACAGUAGAAAACCAAGUCCACUUUCGAGGGGUGCAACUCGGAGAAGUGCUGAUUCUGAUUUUUAUUCAGUUGAUUUGUGCCGGGAUCUCCGUACAAUGCGUAUGGGCCAAUAUGAUGGGGUGAGAAGUCGGGGUUAUUAG